CUAUCGCAUUUAUAUAAACAGAGUGAGUGUUAGGGUUUUGUGCUUCACAAAGACAAGGGUUUGCUCUCUCGGCCGCUUUUAGCCUCACCCUUCAUCUCUCUGCAGAGCUCUCGAGCUCCUCUAAGUUUUCAGCCAUGGCCGUCGGCAAGAACAAGAGGAUUUCCAAGUCGAAGAAAGGAGGAAAGAAGAAAGCGGUUGAUCCGUUUGCCAAGAAGGAUUGGUAUGACAUCAAGGCCCCGAAACUGUUCAACAACACGAAUGUGGGCAAAACUCUUGUCUCCCGUACUCAGGGUACCAAGAUUGCUUCAGAAGGACUCAAGCAUAGAGUCUUUGAGGUAUCACUCGCUGACCUUCAGGGUGAUGAGGAGCAUGCUUACAGAAAGAUGCGGUUGAGAGCUGAAGAUGUCCAAGGGAAGACUGUUCUUACUAAUUUCUGGGGAAUGAACUUCACCACUGACAAGCUUAGGUCUUUGGUGCGCAAAUGGCAAACCUUGAUUGAAGCUCAUGUGGAUGUGAAGACCACCGACAACUAUACUCUAAGGAUGUUCUGCAUUGGCUUCACCAAGAGACGUCCAAAUCAGGUCAAGAGGACCUGCUAUGCACAGUCUAGCCAAGUCAGACAGAUUCGCCGUAAGAUGAGUGAGAUCAUGAUUGCCCAGGCAACAUCAAGUGAUCUUAAGGGCUUGGUCAACAAGUUCAUUGCUGAGAGUAUUGGUAAAGAGAUUGAGAAGGCAACAAUGAGCAUCUAUCCAUUGCAAAAUGUCUUCAUCAGGAAGGUGAAGAUCUUGAAGGCACCCAAGUUUGAUCUCACCAAGCUCAUGGAGGUUUAUGGUGGCGAAGAUGUUGGUGUGAAGGUUGAGAGGCCCACCGAAGAAGCAGCGCCUGAGGUGCAGCAAGAAAUUGUUGGUGCUUAAGUGCUGUCUCUGUUAUUUCCUUUUAAGUAGUAUUGUUCAAUUUAUGUUGUGAACUUAAAGAGACCAUAUUACUUGGUGCAUGUUUUGUUCUAGCUUUUUGAGAAGAUGAAAGUUGCUUGAUCGAAAUUUUGUGCUUUUAAUCUAAAUACUAAAUUUUGAGAA
Pyrus x bretschneideri (Chinese white pear) is the source of this 1076-nucleotide messenger RNA. Its product is annotated as 40S ribosomal protein S3a-2-like. Gene Ontology annotation, molecular function: structural constituent of ribosome. NCBI's taxonomy places the organism in Eukaryota, Viridiplantae, Streptophyta, Magnoliopsida, Rosales, Rosaceae. The transcript has 7 exons. Bases 135 to 914 code for a protein of 259 amino acids. Gene Ontology annotation, biological process: translation. The record is from RefSeq and is a predicted model, not a curated record. Gene Ontology annotation, cellular component: cytosol; ribosome.